GCAACCAAAGGCUGCAGCUACAGCCCAGAGCUGGAGAUGGAGUCCCGGCCGGCCCUGCUGCUGUGGGUCUUAACCCUGAGUUCUUCUUACUCCUUACCAUCUUCUUCCCCUCCUUUUCUGGUGCCCCGAGUCAGAACCAGCUACAGUUUUGGAAGGACUUUCCUCGGUCUUGAUAAAUGCAAUGCCUGCAUCGGGACAUCUAUUUGCAAGAAGUUCUUUAAAGAAGAAAUAAGGUUUGACAACUGGCUGGCUCCCCACCUAGGACUGCCUCCUGACUACAUGCCUUUUUACCCUGCUAAUUACUCAGAUGAUUCCAAAACUUGGCGCCCUGUAGAGAUCUUGAGGUUGGUCAGCAAAUACCAAGAUGAGAUUUCAGACAGGAGAAUCUGUGCCUCUGCAUCAGCCCCAAAGACCUGCAGCAUUGAACGUGUCCUGCGGAAAACAGGAAGAUUCCAGAAGUGGCUGCAGGCCAAGCGCCUCACACCAGACCUGGUUCAGGACCUGCCCAGCCCCCUCCUGCGCUGCCCAUCACAGCGACUCCUAGAUCGUGUGGUCCGGCGCUAUGCUGAGGUGGCUGAUGCUGGAAGCAUCUUCAUGGACCACUUCACUGACCGCGACAAGAUGCGUCUGCUGUACACGCUGGCUGUCAACACUCACCCCAUCCUCCUCCAGAUCUUCCCUGGGGCUGAAGGAUGGCCACUGCCCAAGUACCUGGGUGCCUGUGGCAGAUUCCUCAUCAGCACCAGCACCAGACCGCUGCAGGAAUUCUACGGUGCACCCCCAGACCAGGCAGCCGACCUUGCCUACCAGCUUCUUAGUGUCCUGGAGUCUCUAAGGAGCAACGAUUUGAACUAUUUCUUCUACUUCACCCAUGUUGACGCAGGCAUGUUUGGCAUCUUUAACAAUGGGCAUCUGUUCAUCCGGGAUGCCAGCGCACUGGGCGUCAUUGACAAGCAGGAAGGCAGUCAAGCAGCCACCAGGGCAGAAAAGAAAAAAGACAUUUUUAGCUGCCUCGUUUCUGGCUGCCAGGCCCAGCUGCCCUCCUGUGAUACCAUCCCUGAGAAGCAGAGUCUGGUACUGGUGUGUCAGCAGUUGCUACCUCAACUUCUCCUGAAGAGGUUUCCCUACCAGGUGCAAGAGGAGAUUGACUCUGCUCUCACUCAGUGUGGAGAGGCUGCCCGCCCAGACUCAGAAGUCUUUGGGGCCGCCAGCCGGCUAAAGGACAUCCUCAGGCCCAUGAGAACCUGUGACCCCAGAUUUGCCUACCGCUACCCAGACUGCAAAUAUAAUGACAAGUUCUGAGGAGCUAAAGCCUGGCUGGCCUCAGGGGAACAACACACUUGGCCCUCCAUUUCUCUGGCUAAGUUGCUGCAAGUUUGAAAGCAGUAGCUCCAUUUUAAACAUUAGGAGAUAUGCCUAUUCACUUCCCAAGGACUAAUGAUCAGUUGUGCUACCAAAGCAGGGGUUGUGUGAUUUCCACUCCAUCCCAGGCUGGGCCAUCCUCACAGAUCCCAGAGGUGGGCAUCAGAAGACCCCAGUAUGGACCUUCACUCAAUGUCUUUGAGCCUCAGUUUCCUCUAUUCUGCACCAAAUCUUGUGAGGGUGAUAGAAGACAAAGUGAGAAGGCCCUGGGACACAUGAGCCCCACCCCAGUGCAGGUGGUUACAAAUAGUGUUGUUCCAGAAGCAUGCUCAGGAGGCUGAGUAGGAGGAGAGGCUCCUGGCCACUAGCACUUCAGAAAACAGGGCUCCUCCUGCUCCCUACAUGCCAUGGGGUGAGAAGACACAUGCAUACCAAAGAAACAUUCCUGCCACAGCCACUGCUGGGCCAUGCCGUAGUGCCUGGGGCUCUAGAUAUAGUGCACAUGGGGUAUGUCAUGGUGUGGGAAGGAGCCUGGGGUUAAAAGAGCAGUGGCCAAGUGGACUGUCGCAUCAGGCUGCACGGGUGAGCCCUAGUGAAGGAGAGAAGGCCAGGCAGAAGCUUACUAGGCCACUGUCCUCAAAACUGAAGAAAAAUUCAACAGGCUGUCAGAGUGUCCUCAAAGCAAAAGUGGCCAUCAGAGGAGCCCUGUGCCUUCCUCAAAUGGACCCCCUUAGAAUCCCGGCUACAUUUAGUCAUUGGCAGGAAUGGCCUGUGGGAAGCGUGGCCUUGGCCUCAUUGCAAAGAUGGAUUUCAGAGCACAGCAGCUAGGGCCCCUCUCCCUAGAUUAGGAGGCCUGUGAAUGGGAGAAGAUUCUCACUGUAAGCCACAACUGGGCACCAGGCCCAGCUUUCUUCACACACAGGACUCAAAGGAGUCCCAAGAAUUUUCAUUCACACUUGGCCUUACAGUUUCAUUAUAUAAAUAUAUUUUUUAAGGUCAGCCAAUAGAAUAUAUCUUACUCAAUAGUUUGUUAGUUUGCUUUUAUAUCUUUUAAGUAUUUAGCCACAUAGCAUGUGGGUUUCCAUGUGUGCUCUUGCCCCAACCCCUGAAACAUUAGCAAGGCUCUUCUGGACCUUUGCCAGCCUCUCUGCCAGCCCUCCACCCCCAAGGUCCUCUCCAUUUAUCUCCAAGGUCACUUGGUUCUGACCUUACUAUGGGCCUUGCUAUGCCUAUGGGGAACCGAGGUCCAGAGAGGAAGAGUGAUUUGGUGAGAUAGCUACAGAACUCCUGCUACCCAUCCAUGCUCCUCUUACCUUCCCCUUCAGCCUCUGCCUCUCACCCCUUGUCUCUUCACUCAUUAUUUAAAAAUAGAUCCCCAAAAGCCUGAUUUUGUGGUAUACUGGGCUGCCUUUUAAUUGCUGUGGUCACUGCCUGAAAGCAACCAUGGCACUGGGGAUGACAAGCCAACAUUAUGGAAGAGCAGCCUUGGGCUGGCUUGCAAUCAUUGAAAUGGCUGCCUUGUAGCUGGGUAUGGAGGCUGAAGACUGGCCACCCUUUCCCAUCUGUGCAGUCAUGGUCCCUCCUCAAAGCCCAGGAAAGAGGCUACAGUCUCCAGAUCCUCCAGAGCACCACAGAGGAGAAAAGGUUUCCACAGAGACCCUCCGAAGCACAAGACAGGCCCUAGUGUUUUUCCACUGCAAAAAGCUUCCAUGUGAUGAGUGACUUUGAGUGAGGGCCCUAGGGAGUCCAGAAAUGGGUUAGUGUGUGGUCUAAGGUAAACUUCUAACCCCUUCUCUGCAUGUCUGCCCACCUGCAAAGGCAGAAGGAGACUGCUUACUCCCCAGACCUGUUGCCUGAGACUCUGAGGAAUGUUCCUUCAAAACCAUCAUGUAACUCCUAGCCCUGCUGAGUCCAGGCAGGAAAUGUAGCCCCAGGCCCCUCCUGAAUCAGCAGAAAGAGAGCUUGUGCCCUAAGCCACUUGAGUGCUCCCUGGAGGGAGCAGUUAGAAGAUUUAUUUUAAGUAUAAAUUAUAAGACUGUGUACAAGUACAGUUGUGUUCACAUUCACAGUGUAAGUCAAGAACUAAGAAAGGCAAGAUAGAUGUUAGGGCCUACAUAUGCUUAGGAAUGGCCUAGAAAUAGUUCCCCAGCUAGUGGCUUUCCCCAGGUUUAGGAGGUCCCAGAGUCCCUUUCUUCAUACACUUUCAUGGCAGAGCAAAUGUAUUGUUCUUGUCAACAUGCUUAAAGACCACAGGCCCCACUCAGGUGCUGCCUUCAGGGGACAUCAGCCCCCUUCCCCUAGCCAUCUGCUGAUGCUCUCUCACACUCCUUCCCUGCAGUGGGCACAGAACUGAACUACCCAGAUCUCCCUUUAAGGAAUAACUCUUGCCAGCAUGGGAGUAUAGUUAGCAGGGAGCCUCAGCUGUCAGCUCCUUCAGGCUGUGCCUCAGCAGCAAAGAAUAACUUCACAUCUUUCCUAGAGCUUAUCUCUAUCCAGUGACUUGGCAUGGGAGGUGUGAAGGCCCAGUCAUUCUAGCCUACUAAUCAAUAACUCUGAGAGGCAGUUCUCCUUCAAGAAUUCUCCACAAAGCUGGUCAAGACACUGUUGGUUCUACAUCACAAUCUAACUUCCCUCUGCCUAUCCUGCUUCCUCUCUAUUCCUUUCUACAGAUGCUGAACCACAUUAAACAUUUCUCAUCCUGUAGUGGGCUUAAUGGUGGCCCCCAAUGGCUCGGCGCCUGUGGCUCAAGCAGCUAAGGCGCCAGCCACAUACACCUAAGCUGGCAGGUUCGAAUCCAGCCCGGGCCCGCCAAACAACAAUGAUGGCUGCAACCAAAAAAUAGCCGGGCGUUGUGGCGGGCACCUGUAGUCCCAGCUACUUGGGAGGCGGAGGCAGGAGAAUCACUUGAGCCCAAGAGUUGGAGGUUGCUGUGAGCUGUGAAGCCAUGGCACUCUACCCAGGAUGACAGCUUGAGGCUCCAUCUUAAAAAAAAAAAAAAAUGGUGGCCCCCAGAAAGAUAUGUCUAGCUCCCAAUCCCCAGAACCUGUGACUAUUACCUUAAGUGACAAAAGAUGUGAUUAAGUUAAGGAUUAAAAGGAGGAGACUAUCCUGGAUUAUCCAGGUGGACCCUAAAUGCCAUCACAUAGAUCAUUAAAAGAGAGAGGCAGAGGGGGGUUUGAGCAAAAGAAGAGGGGAUGAUGUGAAGACAGAAACAGAGAUUGAGAUGAUGCAGCCACAGCCAAGGAACUUCAGCAGUCAUGAGGAGCUAUAAGAAGCAAGGAAUGGAUUCUCCUGCAGAACCUCCAGAGGGAGUAAGACCCUGCCCACACCUUUAUUUCAGCCCAGUGAGACUGACUUUAGUUUUCUGGCUUCCAGAACUGUAAGAGAAUAAAUUUCUA
This is a messenger RNA of Nycticebus coucang (slow loris), 4760 nucleotides long. RefSeq names its product divergent protein kinase domain 2B (gene DIPK2B). NCBI's taxonomy places the organism in Eukaryota, Metazoa, Chordata, Mammalia, Primates, Lorisidae. The transcript has 5 exons. Bases 37 to 1302 code for a protein of 421 amino acids. The record is from RefSeq and is a predicted model, not a curated record.